Molecule: messenger RNA, 1893 nt
Organism: Quercus lobata
Lineage: Eukaryota; Viridiplantae; Streptophyta; Magnoliopsida; Fagales; Fagaceae
Product: E3 ubiquitin-protein ligase RNFT1-like
Exons: 8
Coding region: 248-1537 (429 amino acids)
Biological process (GO): positive regulation of ERAD pathway
Molecular function (GO): ubiquitin protein ligase activity
Source: RefSeq, a predicted model, not a curated record
GAGAGAGAGAGACGCACACAGAAAGAGACUCUACAGAGGCAUUAAUGGCUCGGCCAAGAUACGUGAUUGAAAAGGCACAAAAAGGGUUCCUUUGUUUUCAAUCAGUGCACUGAAUACAAAGUGACUGUGAUUACAUUACACUCAACAAUCACAUUUCAUGAAAAUCAUGAAGCAUCACCACCAAUCAAAUUAGUCUACCAGAUUUGAUUAAACCAGAACUUAGAGAGAAAUAAAGAUUUGAUCUUGAAUGGAGACAUCGGUGACUGCCACUGCCAACAGUUCUUCUUCUUCUUCUGGGAAUACUAGUAGUAGUAGUGAGAGUAGUGGCAAUGGACUUCGAAGAUUCGGGUUUCGAGUGGCAGUUUUGAAUUUCGUACAGAGUCCAUUAACAUCCUUGUUUGAAAAUUCAGGUUUACUAGGAGGCAGAAGAUCAGUCAUCAUGUCUGAUUCUCAGGAAACAGCUGAUCAAAUCGAGGACGAGGAUGAAGAGGAGGAAGAGCUCUCUAUCAGAAUUGUUGGUGCAACAGAGUCAGAGGCAGAGUAUUUCAUGGGUCAUUCAGAACCUGAACAAUCUGCAUCAGAUGCCGGAAAUGGGUCCCCGGAUGAUCUUACUAAUUCUGUAAGAAGAAGCAGCAGUAGCAGUGGUAGCAGUAGCAGAUAUGAUAUUCAGCAGUUGGCCAAAUGGGUUGAGGAGAUCCUCCCUUAUUCUUUGCUUCUUUUGGUCGUCUUCAUUCGUCAGCAUCUCAAAGGUUUUGCUGUUGUUAUUUCGAUUGCUGCUGUCAUGUUCAAAUCCAAUGAUAUUCUUAAAAAGCAGAUUGCUCUUAAGGAGGAGAGGAAAACCUCUGUGGUUGUCAGCAUCGCUCUGGUAUUUAUGCUUCAAGUGGUUCUUAUUUAUUUGUGGCUUCGAGAUACUGAUCUCCUAUACGCCUUGGUUUUACUUCCCCCAAAAGCAGUACCUCCCUUUAUGCACGCUAUAUUCAUCAUCACCGUGAAUGACAUUAUGGUGCGGCAGGCAGCAAUGGCCCUCAAAUGUAUGCUUUUGAUAUAUUACAAGAAUUGCAGAGGCCGUGACUACCGUAAACAGGGUCAAAUGCUAACUCUUGUUGAGUAUACCUUGCUGCUGUACCGUGCCUUGUUGCCUACACCUGUUUGGUAUCGCUUCUUUUUAAAUAAGGGAUAUGGAAGCAUUGUUUCUUCCUUAACAACAGGGUUGUAUUUAACCCUCAAGUUUAAAUCAAUUAUAGAGAAGGUCUACCCCUUCUUUGCUGCAUUGAAGGCCUUAAGGCGUAAGGAGAUGCAUUACGGCUCAUAUGCCACGGCGGAACAGGUCAAUGCAGCAGGGGAUCUCUGUGCUAUCUGCCAGGAAAAGAUGCAUGCUCCAAUUUUGCUUCGCUGUAAACACAUAUUCUGCGAAGAAUGUGUAUCAGAAUGGUUUGAGCGAGAAAGGACAUGCCCAUUGUGCAGGGUCUUGGUUAAAGCAGCAGAUAUCAAAUCUUACGGUGAUGGAUCAACUACUUUGUCUGUCCAGUUAUUUUAAGAUCUACUUGCUAAAGAAGAUAAAAGAAGUAAAGAAUUGCUUUGGAAAUGAAAGAUCAUUGCCAUAUAUUAUAUUCUUGAUGCGCUGCAGUAACUUAUAAUUCCAUUCUUUCCACCACUGCUGUUAGUUGAGGAGAGGUACUAAAGGUGGCAGUAUUCGUUCAUAAGUUGUAUCUAUGAGGCGGAUAUAAUCCCCAGGCCAAUUAAUAUAUGUUAACCACAGAGACAUUCUUGUUCAUAUAUUAUUAACUUUAGAUAUGUGUGUAAGUAAAACGUCUCUCUCUGUCUCCAGGCAAAACAUUCAUAAUUUAUUCUCUAUACUUGAAUAUGCAGAUUCUUUUUAUAUCUGAUCUUUAA